AUGGAGGGAAAUUCAGCACCAACUGCUAAACAAUUUAGAUGUGAUAUUUGCAACAAAUCAUUCAGUGGAAAACAAAACCUCGAAAAACAUAAGAAAAGUGUUCACAGUGAAAAGAUAUUCAAGUGUGAAAGAUGUGGAGAAACUUUCAAUCGACAAGAUAACCUAAAACGCCAUGAAAAAAAGCACACACAAGAAAAAGAAUUUAAUUGUGGAAACUGCAAACUCAAGUUUUACAGAAAAGAUAAAUUGAAGGAGCAUCUGAAUACUUGCAAACGUAACUAUUCUGGGGGCGAUGGAAAGAGGAAUCAUGAGACAAGUGACAAUGAACCUCCUAAAAAACGUGAGAAGUUGGACAACCAAGAAGCAUGUGAAGAUGAACCGUGUGACA
Exaiptasia diaphana is the source of this 388-nucleotide messenger RNA. RefSeq names its product zinc finger protein OZF. The annotation marks the transcript as partial. The record is from RefSeq and is a predicted model, not a curated record. The transcript has a single exon. NCBI's taxonomy places the organism in Eukaryota, Metazoa, Cnidaria, Anthozoa, Actiniaria, Aiptasiidae. Gene Ontology annotation, molecular function: RNA polymerase II cis-regulatory region sequence-specific DNA binding; DNA-binding transcription factor activity, RNA polymerase II-specific. Gene Ontology annotation, biological process: regulation of transcription by RNA polymerase II. Gene Ontology annotation, cellular component: chromatin.